Molecule: messenger RNA, 1023 nt
Organism: Effrenium voratum
Lineage: Eukaryota; Dinophyceae; Suessiales; Symbiodiniaceae
Source: the annotation of a GenBank genome assembly
AUGUACCUCCAUGGCGCGUUGCUUGCUUUCUUGGCACUGACUGGCGCGGAGCGGCUAGAAACUGAAGACCAGGACGAGAUUGCCAGCUUGAAGGUGCAGCUGUUGCAAGUCGGCCCGGCCAUCCGGCGGAGAAAUGGCUUCGACGUGGCGGGGGCGCUGGCGGACCGUCCGCCGGGGGCGUUUGGGAAGCUGAAGGUUCUCACCCAGGCGAUUGGGCUGACCUACAACACCACCAAGCCCAAGAACCGGCCCACAAGCCUGAAUUUCACAGUCGAUGGCGUGGCCUGGCGGGCGCUCGCGUCCCUCAGCCGCAACCCCGCGGUGGGCGGCGUUUUCGCGCGGGUCUUCGAGUCCACGGCGUCGGAUCCGGAGGCGGUGGUGGCCUUCAAAGGCGUCUGCACGGAGCCGCAGCUGGAGCAGUGCCAGGUGGAUAUGUGCUACCUCACGCAGAUCCAGAACUAUGGGCUGGAGUCGGCACGUGUUGCGCAGCUGACAGGCUUUGAUGUGACGAGCUGCGCCAAAUAUGCCCACCUCCUGGACUUCACAGACCAGGCGGCGCGGCUGGUGGACGAGGUCAGGAAAAGCCUGCCGAAGCAUCGCCUGGUGCUUACGGGCCAUUCCCUGGGCGGCAUGUUGGCGAUGUCCAGCGCGGGCUUCGAUGUGCCGGCGGUCGCCUUUGCGCCCACGCCUUCGCAAAGCACGAAGGUAGGCGGCAAUGUGGCCUCCCUCUGCGAUCCUUAUGACUGCGGCAUCAACUCGUUCUUUGUGCCCAAUGCGCGCCACGGGCCGACCUGCCUGUUUCUGCACCAGGAGGAGCCUCCACCAUGCCAGGCGCUCCCGGAGCCCUACGAGAACCGCACCUGGCGGGAGCUGCUGGAGAAGCAAGGCGACUUGGUGCAGCUGCUGCUGUGCAAAGGCAGCGCCCACCGUUGGCCUCGCUACGAGGCCAUGGUGGCUGCAGUGGCCGAUGGGCGCAGGAGUCUCCCCGUGUGCAGCCAUGACUUCAGCGCAAUCGGCGCCUGA